Molecule: messenger RNA, 2079 nt
Organism: Penicillium argentinense
Lineage: Eukaryota; Fungi; Ascomycota; Eurotiomycetes; Eurotiales; Aspergillaceae
Exons: 8
Coding region: 1-2079 (692 amino acids)
Biological process (GO): positive regulation of transcription by RNA polymerase II; DNA-templated transcription
Cellular component (GO): nucleus
Molecular function (GO): zinc ion binding; DNA-binding transcription factor activity, RNA polymerase II-specific; sequence-specific DNA binding
Source: RefSeq, a predicted model, not a curated record
AUGGCAGGCAAUAGUUCACGCGUGACAAAGCGUUCUCUGAAUGCCUGCACCCGAUGUCGCAGGCAGAAAAUCAAGUGCUCGGGAUCCCAGCCUUGCGAUGGAUGCAACAAGCGCAAGUUAACAUGUAUUUUUGACGACCGUGAUCAGAAGAUCCUGGUGACGAGAGGGUAUAUCGAUGAAUUGCAUCACAAGAUAGAGCUUUUACAGCAGUCUGGCGAGCGUAUUGAUCCGGUUCCCCUGAGCCCGGAUUACGCGGAGGAUCGAUCUCCUAAUCUCAAGGAAGAUUCACCCCAGCUCUCCCGGUCAUCACCUCAAGAGCAUGAAGACCCUCAAAUUCACAACGAAAUUGAAGACCCGGCUUCGGGACUCACCAAUCCGCUCUCGACCGGCCCUCCAGCCUUCAUGUCGGCAGACAAUGGGAGAACAUUCUACCUAGGAACAUCGUCCAACUGGUCAUUUACUCGCCGAGUACUAAGCCUCACUCACGAGCACGUUUACCAGGAAGCGCUACCCACGGGGGCGUUGAUAUUCGACGGCGCAACCUACGAUCUCGGCUGGGACGGGCUACGGAGCAGCCAUGGCUCAGAAGUCCCCGCUGUCCCGACAUUCGACCAUGCCAUGUACUUGAUCAAUGUUGUGAAAUUCCGCUGUGGACAGCUGUAUCAUCUAUUCGACGAGAAUGAAUUCAUGACCAAACUGCAUGAAUUCUACACUGAACCGAAACCCCACGCAACGACCGGGCUGUGGUAUAUCCACUUUCUCCUGGUUCUUGCCUUCGGAAAGGGGUUCGUGAAGCACAAGGUACAGGGGAAUCGGCCCCCGGGCGCGGAUUUCUUCGUGAAGGCACUUCAAAUGUUGCCGGGUGUCAGUGUUCUUCAUGAAGAACCGAUCGAGUCUACUGAGGUUCUUUGUUGCAUUGCGCUUUACCUGCAGGCUUUGGAUUGCAGGUCUUCGGCGCACAAUUAUAUUGGACAAGCGAUGCGGAUGGCGAUGGCAGAGGGCAUGCACACCCAGAUGCCGAUUGAAUACCUCGGGGAGAACAUGGUCCAAAGAUGUCGCAAAAUCUGGUGGACAGUGUACAUUCUCGAUCGCGAGAUGACAUCUUUGAUGGGCCUUCCCCAGACACUCAACGAUGAUCAUAUCAACACCCUUCUACCCUCAUUCCCGGGCUCGGUACAACGAACCGCCGCGAUAGGAAUGCACAUUAAAAUCUCUCGCAUCAUUGCUGAAAUCAAUGGCACGGUAUACGCCAUCGACGGACGCAUCAACCGAAACUUCCUCCUCCGCACAAAAUCCGCCCUCGCAAGUAUAGCCAGUCUGGCCGACGAGCUCCGCAGAGCAUUUCCUCUACACAUGGACCGAGAGAUCAGCGGCGUCUCCCGGAUAUCCGCCUACCUUCACCUCCUCUAUCACCAAUGCAUCGUCCUCGCCACCCGACCACUCCUCUUCUGCUUCUUGAAAAUCCGCUUCGAGUCGCCCGAGAACUGCGUCGACGUUCUCAACACCUCACGCACAGUCAGGAACCUGAUCCAAAUGUGCAUGGACUCUUCCCAGCAGAUCAUCUGCAUUCUCCACAGCCUUCAAUCAGAAGGACUCCUCGAAACCUUCCUCUCCUUCGACCUCGAAUCAAUCUUCGUCUCAACAGUCGUCCUCCUAAUGGGCCCGGCAAUCGACACCCGCUGGACCUACCCCUUCUGGCUUGAAAAAGCCUAUGCAAUCUUCGAAGACAUAAUCGACAGCGGGAACCUGGUGGCCAAAUUCCGACGAUCCGAGCUCCAACUCCUCGACGAACUCCUCAGCUGCUUCCCACAAGAACACCCGCGCUGCCUCUCGGCGCCAGUCUCAUUCCCAAAUGGCGUCCUCAAUAACCCCGAAGUUCCCCUCGCCACCUCCUUCCCACCCUCGACACAAGCACACGCACUGGACCACGACAUCCUCUCUGACCCCGGCAUCACGAUGGGCGGGAGCGAUUUCACGAGCCGGUUGACGGCGGAGCAGAUUAUGGCUGUCGCGGACUCGAUUGAGAGUAUUGAUACGGAGUGGAUGUCGAAUGCGAUGAUUGAGCAUAGUAUCUGGUAG